This is a messenger RNA of Saccharomyces paradoxus, 2655 nucleotides long. It is a transcript of the gene SNF5, whose product is annotated as Snf5p. NCBI's taxonomy places the organism in Eukaryota, Fungi, Ascomycota, Saccharomycetes, Saccharomycetales, Saccharomycetaceae. Bases 1 to 2655 code for a protein of 884 amino acids. Gene Ontology annotation, biological process: chromatin remodeling; regulation of transcription by RNA polymerase II. The transcript has a single exon. The record is from RefSeq and is a predicted model, not a curated record. Gene Ontology annotation, molecular function: transcription coregulator activity. Gene Ontology annotation, cellular component: nuclear chromosome; SWI/SNF complex; nucleus.
AUGAAUAAUCAGCCGCAGGGUACCAACAGCGUUCCGAAUAGUAUUGGCAAUAUAUUCAGCAACAUUGGAACUCCAUCUUUUAAUAUGGCGCAAAUUCCACAACAGCUGUACCAGAGUCUCACACCACAACAAUUGCAGAUGAUUCAGCAACGACACCAGCAGUUACUGAUGAGUCGCCUACAACAACACCAACAACAAUCACAACAACAAAAUUCACCGCCGUCGCAAACGCAUCAAUCACCACCUCCACCCCCUCCUGCUCCACAACAAUCUCAGCCCAUGGCUAAUCAAUCAGCGACUUCUACACCUCCCGCUCCAGCACCACAUAAUAUACAUCCCCAAAUCAGCCAAAUGCCUUUGGCUCCAGCACCUAUCAAUUUACCCCCACAAAUUGCUCAGUUGCCUCUGGCCACACAACAACAAGUUUUGAAUAAAUUGAGACAACAGGCCAUAGCAAAAAAUAAUCCGCAGGUUGUAAAUGCAAUCACAGUUGCACAGCAACAAGUGCAACGCCAAAUUGAGCAGCAGAGGGGGCAACAAACGGCUCAAACUCAGCUAGAACAACAGAGGCAACUGUUGGUUCAACAGCAACAGCAGCAGCAACUUAGAAACCAAAUGCAACGGCAACAGCAGCAACAGUUUAGGCAUCAAGUGCAAAUACAACAACAGCAGCAGAAGCAGCAGCAACAACAACAACAACAGCAACAGCAACAGCAACAGCAACAGCAACAGCAACAGCAACAAGGAAUACCCCAAGCCCAGCAGGUUCCUCCAGUUAGAUCCAUGAGUGAUCAACCCCCAACCAAUGUUCAGUCAACUGUUGGCCAACUUCCUCAACUUCCUAAAUUGAACUUGCCCAAGUUCCAAACCAUUCAGUACGAUCCGCCAGAAACCAAACUACCAUACCCAACCUAUUGGUCAGACAAAGAAGCAGACACUGAUACUUUGUUAUACGAACAAAUUAUUCAGCGUGACAAAAUUAACAAGUUCUCGUUAGUAAGAGAAACUAAUGGUUACGAUCCGUUUAGUAUUUAUGGUUUUAGUAAUAAAGAGUAUAUUAGUAGACUGUGGCAUACGCUGAAAUAUUAUCAAGAUUUGAAGAACACUAGAAUGAAAUCUAUCACAAGCACAUCUCAGAAGAUUCCAUCAGCGAGUAUAUGGGGAAAUGGUUAUUCAGGAUAUGGUAAUGGGAUUACAAAUACAACCACAAGAGUUAUUCCACAAGUAGAAGUUGGUAAUAGAAAGCAUUACCUUGAAGAUAAGUUGAAAGUCUAUAAACAAGCCAUGAAUGAAACGUCAGAGCAAUUAGUUCCUAUAAGAUUGGAGUUCGACCAAGACCGUGACAGAUUCUUUCUAAGAGACACUUUGUUAUGGAACAAGAAUGACAAGUUAAUCAAAAUUGAAGACUUUGUGGAUGAUAUGUUACGAGAUUACCGAUUUGAGGACGCUACCAGGGAGCAACAUAUUGAUACUAUAUGUCAAUCUAUACAGGAACAAAUCCAAGAGUUUCAAGGAAAUCCAUACAUAGAGUUGAAUCAGGACCGCCUGGGUGGUGACGACUUGAGGAUUAGAAUCAAGCUGGAUAUUGUCGUGGGACAAAACCAGCUGAUCGAUCAGUUUGAGUGGGACAUCUCUAAUAGUGAUAACUGUCCAGAAGAAUUUGCAGAAUCCAUGUGUCAAGAAUUAGAAUUACCUGGCGAGUUUGUGACUGCCAUUGCUCACUCCAUAAGAGAGCAGGUUCAUAUGUAUCAUAAAUCGCUGGUACUGUUGGGUUACAAUUUCGAUGGGUCAGCAAUAGAAGAUGAUGACAUUAGAAGCAGAAUGCUGCCAACGAUCACCCUUGAUGAUGUUUAUAGGCCUGCAGCGGAAAGCAAAAUUUUUACCCCAAACCUAUUACAGAUUUCAGCUGCAGAAUUAGAAAGAUUGGAUAAAGAUAAGGAUAGAGAUACCAGAAGGAAAAGAAGACAAGGUAGAUCUAAUAGACGUGGUAUGCUCGCACUGUCUGGUACAUCAGCAAAUAGUACGUCUAUGAAUGGCGCCCACAACACAGCAGCAGCAGGGAAUGUUUCAUCGUUGCCACCAGGAGAGAUUUUGCUGCCAGAUAUUGCAGAUAUUCCACGAACCUUUAGGACUCCAGUACCAAGUACUUUAAUGCCCGGUGGUGUUGACGUAGGUCCCUCUGUGGAGUCGUACGAAUUAAGAAACACAACUACGUAUAAAAGCCGGCCAGAUAGGCCCAAUCCGGUUUCACUCCCUUGCUAUAUUAUUGACCAUAUUCCAGGACACUCGCUAUUACUUUCUAUCAAAGUACCCAAGAAAGAUAACACCAUGGAAGAGCUCGCUGCAGCGGCAAACGACGCAAAUAGCAGCACCAAUCCAAUGCUUCCAAGUCCAGAGUCGCUGAAAGCUAAAUUGAAUAAUAACAUUCGCGCUGGGGUGACCAUUUCUUCAAUUCCAAACCCGAUUGCCAAUCGCGUUGUCAUUAAUCCCCCCAAUCCAACAUUACAGCCAGUGAUCCCAGUUGGAGCGGCUAGUAAAUCGGUGCCAACACCCAGUGCGCCCAUGCCACCUCCAGUAGCAUCUCAUGAUAGUGAAACAACAUUAUCAACCAAUGAUAUUAACAGUAGUAGUAACAGCAAUACACAGAACACAUAG